Bufo bufo (common toad) is the source of this 1250-nucleotide messenger RNA. It is a transcript of the gene GNG13, whose product is annotated as G protein subunit gamma 13. Bases 513 to 716 code for a protein of 67 amino acids. Lineage: Eukaryota; Metazoa; Chordata; Amphibia; Anura; Bufonidae. Gene Ontology annotation, molecular function: G-protein beta-subunit binding. Gene Ontology annotation, cellular component: heterotrimeric G-protein complex. The transcript has 4 exons. The record is from RefSeq and is a predicted model, not a curated record. Gene Ontology annotation, biological process: sensory perception of taste; phospholipase C-activating G protein-coupled receptor signaling pathway.
UCCCGGCGGCUCCUAUCCCAUCCCCAGAAAUAAAAGGCCAUCACUGAUAUUAAUCCCCCCUCUGCUGCAGCUGGAUUGCUGCUACAUUAACAGAUUACAUUCUGGGCAGGUUUAGCAGGAUCCCGUCUGUAUAAAGGCCAGUGCCAGGCUCCAGCAGAAGAAGACACUUCCCAGCUCCAGAUUCUGCUGCAUCUUCCAGACCGUUCUGCAGGAUCAGGCUCUCAUAUGGGCCACAGAGAGACACCUGCCCUACAUGCCAAUUAGGGCCGCCUUCGACUGCUACUUUAAAAGACCUUCCUCGCUUUACCUUCUUCAUAAGACGCCCAUUGGAACAUUCAAAUCGCAUUCAAAUCCGGUCGGUGCCUGGUUUGACUUGUGCGGGGACGUACAUGCAAAGCAAGACAUAAGCAGUGGGAGAUAAGCGGCUACAAUAUCAUCGCCUCUAUCCAAAGUCUGGUGUCUAGCAGCAGCACAUUCUCCUCCGCGAGGUCUUCCACUGUAAAUCAGCAGCCAUGGAUGAAAUGGACGUUCCCCAGAUGAAGAAGGAGGUGGAAAGUUUGAAAUACCAGCUGGCCUAUAAGAGAGAGAUGUCUUCCAAGUCCAUACCUGAGAUACUGAAGUGGAUAGAAGAGGGGGUGCCCAAUGACCCGUUCCUGAACCCCGAAUUGAUGAAGAAUAACCCAUGGGUGGAGAGAGGAAAGUGCAGUAUCCUGUGAGGCUCUGACACCAGGAACUGCCCCCCACCCAAUCUUCUCUGAAUGUAACCAAUACUGAAUAUAGGGUGCAGAUUGGAAGCUGAUCAGGCCUGAAUGACUGCGCUGAGGUGGUCCUAGCUGCCCGCAGACCCGGAAUUCUCCAUUUCCCCAUGACCAGUAGAUAGAAGGAUGACGACAAGUACCCAUUAUACUUUCCGCUUUACACAGUUGAAGCGUGAGAAUGCCUUCUACUUUAGUUUAGUGAUAGGUUCUUCUGUCCUCACCGAGGGGCGGCUAUAGUUGCUUGUCACAUCUGUAUGACGGCAAUAACACAGGCUUGUCCUGCACGGUGCAGUAGUGAGCAUGGAAGGCUUCGAGGCCCUGGUGUGGCUGUACCUGACAGAUUAUGCACUAUAUAAAACACUAUGCUUUUCAGGUUAAUUGUAAUUUAUAGAAAAUCAGGGGAGACCCCACAGCCCCCCUAAACCCACUUUGUAUUUUUCUGUCCAAAAAUAAACAGAUAUUCUGAAAAUGAAUAGAAAAUUCAUAUCUAAU